Molecule: messenger RNA, 1566 nt
Organism: Ostertagia ostertagi
Lineage: Eukaryota; Metazoa; Nematoda; Chromadorea; Rhabditida; Trichostrongylidae
Source: the annotation of a GenBank genome assembly
AUGACUAUUUCAUACGACGAGGAAUUCUCGUCGUUGAUGCUCCGCUGGCGGGGAUCACUUUGGAAGGCAGUGCUGAAAGAUCUCAUUGCUUUUUACAUCGGAUACUAUGUGAUUUUAGCAAUACAGUGGUAUAUGCUUGACGAGAAGCAAAAGGAAUACUUUACCGGGUGGAUUCACUGGUGCGAGAUCGGAUCACAAUACAUUCCACUAUCCUUCCUUCUCGGUUUCUUCGUCUCAGUAAUCGUUGCGAGAUGGUGGGAACAGUUCAAUUGGAUCUCUUGGCCGGACAAGAUGAUGAUGAUGGUGUCGGCGUGUCUUCCCGGCAGAGAGAAUCUCCCAAUUCGCCAAGCAAUUGCUAGGUGGUCAUCGCUUCAGGCUGCCGUAGCCUGGUCCGGUAUUUCUGUACGAACGCUCAAACGAUUUCCAACAGAGCGUCACAUGGUGGAAGCGAAACUGAUGACUGAGGAAGAAUACGACAUGUACAUGAACUGCGACGCUCCCCAUGGCAAAUGGCAAGUUUUCGUCGUUAUGGCAGCAAUGACGUUCGUGCCUAUCAUUUGGAUUGUGAAUCUGAUUAAGAAGCAGUAUGCGGCCAAGAAAAUCGACACCAUUCAGAUGGAUAUGCUAUUGAGACAGGUCUACAGUUAUCGCGACGGAUUCGCCAUGCUUUUCGUAUACGAUUGGGUGAAGAUUCCCCUCGUAUACACUCAGGUGGUCGCAAUCGCUACAUACGGUUACUUUUUCAUUUGCCUGAUCGGCCGACAACCAAAAUUGGACCAGAAGUCGAUGGAGACGGAAAUCACUAUUCUUUUCCCCAUCUUCACGACAUUCCAAAUGCUUUUCUACCUCGGAUGGUUGAAAGUAGGACAGUUUCUGAUGAAUCCAUUUGGAGAGGACGACGACGACUUUGGUAAGUGCACAGACUCGGUCUACAGUUAUCGCGACGGAUUCGCCAUGCUUUUCGUAUACGAUUGGGUGAAGAUUCCCCUCGUAUACACUCAGGUGGUCGCAAUCGCUACAUACGGUUACUUUUUCAUUUGCCUGAUCGGCCGACAACCAAAAUUGGACCAGAAAUCGAUGGAGACGGAAAUCACUAUUCUUUUCCCCAUCUUCACGACAUUCCAAAUGCUUUUCUACCUCGGAUGGUUGAAAGUAGGACAGUUUCUGAUGAAUCCAUUUGGAGAGGACGACGACGACUUUGAACUCAACUACGUACUGGAUCGCAACACAUGUAUUGCUCACAUGAUGGCCACAGAACUGGCUGACCAAUGCCCUGACAUUGGGAGCACUCCCAUGGAGAAGAACAUUCCGCACACUCGUGCAUCAUUCAAGAUUCAGGAUGUGAUACCAAAGUCACACUUGGCCUCCUUCAAACUCACUGAGAAAGAGAUGAGAUUGAUCAAGCCGGAAGACAUUGAAGAAAGCGAAAGGCUCCUAGCAGAGAAGAAGGGAAGUCGAAAUCGCCUUGGACAAAUCGUCGCCAAAGCACUGGACGAAGCGAAGAGAAACGCAAAAAGGAACGGCGAUAUUGAGGAGGUGAGCGACGACGACCAGAAGCGACUGUGA